This is a messenger RNA of Myotis brandtii (Brandt's bat), 1421 nucleotides long. It is a transcript of the gene GALR3, whose product is annotated as galanin receptor 3. Gene Ontology annotation, molecular function: galanin receptor activity. Lineage: Eukaryota; Metazoa; Chordata; Mammalia; Chiroptera; Vespertilionidae. Bases 497 to 1024 code for a protein of 175 amino acids. The transcript is spliced from 3 exons. Gene Ontology annotation, cellular component: membrane. The record is from RefSeq and is a predicted model, not a curated record. Gene Ontology annotation, biological process: neuropeptide signaling pathway; adenylate cyclase-modulating G protein-coupled receptor signaling pathway.
AAUACAAUAUUUGUAUUUGCAUGUGGCCCGCGGGCCGUAGUUUGAGGACCCCUGUCAUAAAGGGUGGUUGUGAUUCUAAAAUCCCAGCACACUGAGUCUAGAAUCCUACAAGUCUGCCUUUCAGUGAUCAUAAGAUCCUUCGGUUCUAAUUCAUUCAAUCUGCUAGCUCUGAAUUCAGAUUUGGAGAGUCCAGGUCUGAGUCCUAAUACCUUCAGUUCAGGAGGUCUCUGCUUCCAAAAAACCAAGGAUGCUCUGCGCCUGGGGUGAGAGCCAUCAGGCUUUGGAGCAGCGCUUCUGAGCACUCGCAGAAAUGCCAGGGGCCCGCGAGGAGCCGCUUCUGAAGAGUUCCCCCGCUCCUCUGGCCUUGAUGCAAGGCUUGGCUUGGGAGGCACCAAGGGGUGGCCAGGAGCCGGGAGGCAGCCUCAGCCUGACUGGUUCACCCAGGAUCAAGCGGGGGGCCUAGUGCCCAGGAUCCAGGUGAUCAUCUGCUGGAGAGAUGGCUGACGCCCAGAACAGUUCGCUAGACAGCCCAGGGAGUGUGGGGGCUGUGGCCGUGCCUGUGGUCUUUGCCCUCAUCUUCCUGCUGGGCACGGUGGGCAACGGGCUGGUGCUGGCGGUGCUGCUGCAGCCCGGUCCCAGCGCGUGGCAGGAGCCCGGCAGCACUACGGAUCUGUUCAUUCUCAACCUGGCAGUGGCCGACCUCUGCUUCAUCCUGUGCUGCGUGCCUUUCCAGGCCGCCAUCUACACGCUGGACGCCUGGCUCUUCGGGGCCCUUGUCUGUAAGGCUGUGCACCUGCUCAUCUACCUCACCAUGUACGCCAGCAGCUUCACGCUGGCCGCCGUCUCCGUGGACAGGUGUGCCUGGAACCGGGCCGGGGCCGGGCGGGGGAGGGAAGACCUGAACAGAUGCUCAUUGGCCUUAGGAGAGAGAGAAUGGGGGACCCAAAAGGGACAUGGAGAGAGGAAAGGAACAGCUCCCUGGCCGCCACCGUCCAGUCUCUGGGCACCUGCAGGGCGGGCUUGAGGGGACCAUCCUGCCCUCCCCCGACUCCAUUAUGAGCUUCCCCCAAAGAUCUCUGUGUCUCAAGUGUCCUCACCAGGUCUGGCACAUGACAGGUGCUGUGUGAGUGAAAUGAAUGGGGAAGGAAUACACGAAAGAACUCAGAUAUUUAUUACCACCCAUGCCUGGCCCGGGUGCGGUCAUGCUUGAAACUUGGGAUCAAAUCCAGGCUCGUUCCCUAGCUGAUGAGCUUGGCCAAGCCACUGUUCUCUGUACCCCCAGGCACUUCUCUAAGCGCUUUGCCCGUGAACCCCCUUAAUCAUCACCACCCGGGAGGCAGGUCGAGUGGUAACCCCACUGCUCCACCAACCCCCAGGUUCCCUCGCAGCGUUUUGGGGUGGGGGUGGGUGGUGAAGGGCGC